This is a messenger RNA of Cyclopterus lumpus (lumpfish), 1314 nucleotides long. Its product is annotated as low affinity immunoglobulin gamma Fc region receptor II-like. Gene Ontology annotation, molecular function: transmembrane signaling receptor activity. Lineage: Eukaryota; Metazoa; Chordata; Actinopteri; Perciformes; Cyclopteridae. The record is from RefSeq and is a predicted model, not a curated record. Gene Ontology annotation, biological process: cell surface receptor signaling pathway. Bases 15 to 758 code for a protein of 247 amino acids. The transcript is spliced from 5 exons.
GCAGCGCUGACAGGAUGCAGCUGAGAGCGCUCUGCCUGAUGAUGUCCUGCCUGCAGGUCAUCCCCGACAGGUCUCAGUUCUUCAGGUACGAAUCCUUCACUCUGAGCUGCGAGGACCACCUGAACUCCACCGGCUGGACGGUGAAGAGGAGGACGGCGGGCGGCGGGGUCCGACCCUGCACCUCCGGCUGGGGCACCGCCUCCUCGGGCUCCACCUGCGUCGUCGGGGACCCGUACCCGUCCGACAGCGGGGUGUACUGGUGCGAGUCCGGGACCGGAAACAGGAGCGACAACAUCACCAUCGUCAUCACCGACAGCACCGUGCUCCUGGAGAGUCCGGCCCUCCCGGUGUCGGAGGGAGCCUCCGUGACCCUGCGCUGUCGGGCCGAGACCAGCUCCCCCAACCACACCUUCACCUUCCUCAAAGACGGCCUCCUGGUGGGCAGCAGCGCCUCGGGACAGAUGACCAUCCACGGAGCCUCCAAGGCCCACGAAGGACUCUACAUCUGCCGCAUCCCCGGAUUCGGGGAUUCGCUGGGCAGCCGGCUGAAUGUCGACGGUUCUCCUCAACCUCCGUCUUCAGCUCCACCUGCAGCCUCCUGCUCCGCCUCCAGGGUGAUGUGUCACCUGUUGGUGGGGACGCCUUACCUGCUGUCCACCAUCUUACUGGCUCUCAUCUACAGAGACCGGAGCCGAGCAGCUCUGACGCUCGCCGACGGAAGAGGCGGCGACAGCGUCGUCAUGGAGAUCGCUGUGUAGGCCUGCCGGCUGGUUAAAGAGGUCACUGUGUUCUUGGCCCCGCUCGAGGUCCUGGAGGUCCAUCUCCACCACCAGCAUCUUCAGACUAAGUGAUGUGUGUAUGUUUGUCUCAUCUUUGUGGUUCACAUGGUGCUCACAUGGUGAGCUGUGAGUUAAGUCUGUGUGUUUGGUUCCAUUUCAUAUCCGUCCAGAAUUUACUCCAAAUAUUAUAAAUCUUUCACGAAUCCGUGAAUGUCCUUUUGUAGCGUUGUUAUUCUUUGUGCUGCGGUGUGAACGUUACUUUGACCCAGCUCGUUGCCGGGUGUUCCUGUCAGGUCCGGUGUGGUGAGCUGACGACUGAAACUGUCUCUGUGUUAUUUCUAAGAAGUGGAAACGUCGUGCCAUUUAAAACCACACGCCUUCAGACGCACAUCAAAAUAACUGUGUGGCACAUUUAAUUUAAUAAAACGGAUGGAUAAGAUGUCCUGUGACCAAAACACGCAAUAAAUCUGUCUUUGAACUUCAAUGUGAAAAGAGCGUCUCUACCUUUCUGACUGUUGUGUUGCUAGGCAGUUUA